Penaeus vannamei (Pacific white shrimp) is the source of this 2277-nucleotide messenger RNA. It is a transcript of the gene Rrp42, whose product is annotated as exosome complex component Rrp42. Gene Ontology annotation, molecular function: mRNA 3'-UTR AU-rich region binding; tRNA (guanine(37)-N1)-methyltransferase activity. Gene Ontology annotation, cellular component: cytoplasm; mitochondrial matrix; nuclear exosome (RNase complex). The record is from RefSeq and is a predicted model, not a curated record. Lineage: Eukaryota; Metazoa; Arthropoda; Malacostraca; Decapoda; Penaeidae. Gene Ontology annotation, biological process: U1 snRNA 3'-end processing; nuclear polyadenylation-dependent rRNA catabolic process; U5 snRNA 3'-end processing.
AAUAUUGGUGUGUUUACUUAUUGUGAUCUGUGAUUUGUAUUUAUAUCGUUAUAUCUAUUUGCUAAUAUUGGAUAUGAAAAUACAGACAUUUUAUUCAAAAUUACCAUGUUUAGUUAUUCUGAUACCUUCAGCAAAGGCUAUUUAACAGGCACCAUAUAUUUUCUAGCCAAAUAGAACUUGUAUACUUCCCUGGCAAGCCAUCUUAACUAAGAAAAAAUCUGUGGUCCAAUGUUGGCCUUUGCUAGAGCAUAGAAGGCAUGGAGGCCAUAAGGCACCCAAGACAGGGUACCAUUAGUAGUUUGAAUUUGGCUGAGACUAUGUUAAGUUUUAAACCUAGUAAUAAUAGUUACUAGUGUUGUUGUUGUUUGUUGUUGGUGGUGGUGGUUUUUAAAGUUAGGGAAGAACAGGGAUAAAUAAGGGAUGCCUUGGCUAUAGUCUUCAGGGUACAAGAGACCCAUUCAUUGGUCAGGACAUUGAUUUGUAAUGUGAUGAAGCAUAACCCAGCUGGAAAUAAUAGCACUCUGCUGGUCAGUUACAUGGUUUUAGUAUAAUUAUGAAGUAUAGUAAUAAGCCACUAAUUGUCUGGUCAUCAAUUGAGAGGAUAACAAAGGUGAUAUUGAAGAAGGUUGGGUAACCAGCUCCGAACAUAUUUGAAGACUUGCUGUAUUAGUGGAAGGAGAAUAAUAGUGAACAGACACCCUGGGACAACAAAACUAUCCUUGGAAAACAGUGACUGGUCUUUUUAUCAAACAAAUCAAUUUAGUAUACACCCACAAGUUUGUUUUUCAAAUUUUGCUGACAGUACUAACUUGGGAAAAUAUUUAAAAUAUAGUGUACCGUUAAACAGAUUACGCACCCAGAUGGAUGUACAGCUCCUUCUUCCUCCUCCCAGUGUGAGGGGGAUGAAAGAAUUGAAUCGAGAAGCAUUCCAAAAGACGUUAACUGUUCCAGUAAUCAUUCUGGAUCCUGAACAUAUUAGACAUGUAUUGAAGAAAGUCAAAAAAUAUUUAUUAAAACUUAAUAACCUGAAGCCAGUGCAAAACAUAGAGGGCCAUCCAGAGAUGAAAAGGAUUCUCCUCAACCCUCUUCUUGCAACGGAUACCAAUGAAAUUCUGAACUCUUUCACAGCUGGUGAAGCAAGAGUUGAGAUGCAGGAAAUUGUCUUGAAUUAUGAUAACUGGAAAGCCGAAGACAUUUUGCGUGCAGUACUGCCAGAAAACCAAGAAGCUGGACAGAGCUACUCCAUAAUAGGUCACAUCCUUCACCUCAACUUACGAGAUUAUGUGCUCCCAUACAAGACUCUGAUUGGCGAAGUGUUGCUUGAGAAGAUUCAAAAUAUUUCUUUGGUUGUUAACAAGACAAACAAUAUUGAUUCAACAUACAGAAAUUUCCAAAUGGAAGUCUUAGCAGGCAGUGGUGAAACAGAAGUCACAGUAAAGGAAAAUGGAUGUUCAUUUACUUUGGAUUUUGCUAAAGUUUAUUGGAAUCCAAGAUUAUCCACAGAGCAUGAACGCAUCGUUAAAAGAUUGAAUUUUGGAGAUGUCCUUUAUGAUGUCAUGGCUGGAAUUGGCCCAUUUGCUAUUCCAGUGGGGAGAAAAAAGUGCUCUGUGUUAGCAAAUGACCUUAACCCACAUUCUUAUAGAUAUUUAGAGAAAAACUGUGCAAGCAAUAAGGUAACUGACAGGGUUAAAUGCUUUAAUCUAGAUGGAAAUGAAUUUAUUAAAACUGUAGUAAAAGAAGACUUGUUGAAGAGGUGGAGCGAUCCACAGUUUUGUGGAACCAUACAUAUUACCAUGAAUCUCCCAGCACUUGCUGUUGAAUUUCUUCCUUCCUUUAUUGGGCUCUUUCAGGAUGUAGAGGACCUACCUUCAGAAGUAAAAUUGCCACUUGUUCAUGUAUACAUGUUUACACCUGAUACAGAGGACAGUACUGCAAUUGCAAAGGUAGCAGAACAAUUUGGUCUUCAAGCUGAUCAGAGAAAACCAGCAUCAGAGGAUAACCAAGAAGAAUUGCCAAAAAGCUUUGGGAAUAACUUUGAUAGCUUUCAACAAAACAUAAAGGAAGUGUUUCAUGUACGACAAGUUGCACCAAACAAAGCAAUGAUGAGAGUGAGUUUCAGCUUAAGCAAAGAAAUACUUCUAGGAAGUGCUGUAGAUGAAAAUGAACCUGCUUGCAAAAAAAUGAAGGUGGAGAAAAGUUAAUAUCAGUACGUGUAAAUCUUGUGUAUGUAUGAUUGGCAAAAGAGCUUAGGCUUUGUUUAUUAAAAAGGAAAUUUUA